Messenger RNA from Phyllotreta striolata, 504 nucleotides. The record is from the annotation of a GenBank genome assembly. NCBI's taxonomy places the organism in Eukaryota, Metazoa, Arthropoda, Insecta, Coleoptera, Chrysomelidae.
AUGGAGAGACGUAACGCCAUUUUAUCACUAGUUUAUUUCGCCAGUUAUACUGCAGCUCUACGUUUGAAAAGCAUGUCAGUGCCUAUGGUUGCGGAUUUGCGAGACAUAAUGGAGCUCGAUUGCCACUUUGAUAUGGGCAAGGAGGAAUUAUAUGCCGUGAAAUGGUACAAGGAUGACCAGGAAUUUUUCAGGUACAUGCCCGGUGGUCAAGAGAGAACGCGGGUGUUUCCGGUACCAGGAGUUAAUGUGGAAAUGCGCACCGUCGAAUGUAACCAGCGUAGAUGCAAGAUCAGUCUGAAAGAUUUGACGAGAAUGCACAGUGGCGGCGCUUACAGGUGUGAAAUUUCAAGCGAAGCACCUGCUUUCAGAUUGACAUCGGAAACUCGCAACGUAACAGUAGCUGCUUUACCGAGAGAACCACCAAAAAUCGACGGACUCGCCAAAACGUACGUGGAUGGCGAUUCAUUUAAUGCUAAAUGCACUUCGGAUUACGCUGAUCCCUAG